CAUACAUUUCCCCUUUUCCCAUUUUCGCUCUGGGAAAAUUUUUCCCUUCUUCUUCUGUUUCCCAAAUUUCCAAAAUUUCAAGAGCUCCGUUUUUUCCCAUGGCCGCCUGACUCCAUAUCAAACCCCCCUCUCCAUCUCUCUCCAAAACUUCCUUUUCAACAUCCAUAUCUUCUGCAUAUAGACAUGUUUUCAUAUGUAUAUAUAGACACAUAAAUUCUUGUUCUUGAUGAUUCCUCUUUCAGAACCCAGGUAAUCUAAAAGGUAGAGACAGAUGUUUCUUCCGAAAAUGAAUAUUCCUGCAGAGAAAUUGAGAGAGGAAAUAUGUACGACAGAGAAAAUAGAGGAGCCAGGUAGCCCUAGUUGGGGAGCAUCACUUUUCCAGACAACCGAAGAUGUUGCAAAAGCGGUUGCUGCUGCUGCAGCAGCUUCGGUGCGGUCCCCACGCCCUUCGGUGGUAUAUUCCUCCAAGGACGACAGUGGUAGCCCAAUGAAGAAGCUUCAGAACCAAGUUUCUAAGCUGAUAAAAGGUUUAUCGAGUCCUCCCGUGGCAAAAAGCAGGCUUUACAACCCAGAAAUACUAACCAGCCAAAAGCGACAAUGGGCCAACUUACAGUUGCAAUCUCUAGAUCACAGAGUUUGGAAAGAGCCAUCAAAGCUGUUUGAGAGCAUGGUAGUGGUUGGACUUCAUCCUAAUUGUGAUAUCCAGGCUCUUCAAACACUUUACUUCUCAAGAAAGUCUGAAGGUUCUGGAAGAUUUAGAAGUGCUAUUAGUGGUCAGCAUCAUUCACGGGUGGAACCCAGCCUUGAACCUCAGGUCUUGUUUGUAUACCCUCCAGAAAAACAACUUCCGCUGAAAUACAAGGAUCUUCUCUCAUUCUGCUUUCCAUCUGGAGUAGAGGUUCAUGGGAUUGAAAGAACACCAUCAAUGAGUGAGUUAAAUGAAAUGCUUUUAGGGCAGGAACACCUCAAACAAAGUGAUCAGUCAUUUGUGUUUAGGCUGCAGGUUACUGACAAUUCAACUCUCUAUGGUUGCUGCGUAUUGGUUGAUGAAAUAGUACAAAAACCCUCCGGGUUGGUGUCGAUGAUGUCAGAAGUACAGCCUGUUCACAUUCGCUCAAGUCGCCAUAUUUUGACCACACGCCGUUGUUAUUGCAUUCUUUCCAGGCUUCCAUAUUUUGAACUCCAUUUUGGUGUUCUGAAUAGCAUCUUCAUUGAGGAGAGGUUGGAAAGGUUAACAAAGCAAAUUGAUGAUCUUGAUAUCAAUUUCUCCACGUUUUUUGAUGAUAAGGACUCGCUCGAAGAAAAUUCUCCCAGCAUUUCAUCUGAAGAUAAGGAAGCAGUUGCAGAAUCAGUUACAGCAGUAACAGAAUCUGUUACAAGUAUGGUAACUGUCAAUGAGGUUUCUCAACUGGAACAUCAAAUCUUUGAAGUUAGUAUCUCCUCUUCUGGUGAUACUGGAAGUGAUAACACGGUUUCAGUUGAUGAAACCAAAAGGGAUUCAUCUCCCCCUUCAAAGGAAGCUGGCAAUGGUGACACAGAGAAACACCAUCAGACUACUGAGAGUUUCUCCUCUUGUAAGGAAGUUAACAGUGAUGGUGACACAGAGAAACACCAUCAAACUACUGAGAGUUUCUCCUCUUGCAAGGAAGUUAGCAGCGAUGGGGACACGGAGAAGGAUCAUAAUGAUAAUGAUAAUAAUAAUAAUAAUAAUAGUAGUAGUAAUAAUAAUAAUAAUAAUAACAAUAAUAAUAAUAUUAAUAAUAACAGAGAUGUAAAUGGAUCACAAAGACCUGAAACUAAUAAUUGCAAUGAAGACAUCAAAAAUACGGCUGAGAGGGGUGCACCAAACUCUGUUUUGCCACUUUUGCGGUAUCAUCAAUACGAGAGCUCAGAUUCUUCAUUCAGUUUCCAAGGCUCUCCAAGUGACAUUGAUGAAGCAGAGACAGAAGUAUCUUUUUCAGGCCAAGAUGAAUCUAGUCAAAAUAGUGAUAUACUUGAAUGGGCCAAGGACUGUCGCCGUGGUUCCUUGCAAAUCAUAUGUGAGUACUACAAGCUUGAUCUCCCUGCACGCGGUUCAGCAAUUAAGUUUCAUCCUCUGGAUCACUUGCAUCCUUUGGAAUACCAUAGGCCUGACGAAACAGUCUUACACAUUGCUGGAUCAACAUUUGACUUGAAAUCAUGCAGCACAAGUUUGGAACUGGCUGAGGCUCACAAUGCCCUUAUGGUGGAAGAGGAGGCAACUGCUUUAUCUGUCUGGGCUAUUGCAUGUUUAUGUGGUUCCUUGCGUCUAGAGCAUGUCUUGACACUCUUUGCCGGGGCACUAUUGGAAAAGCAAAUCGUAAUCGUCUGUUCAAAUUUGGGUGUAUUAUCUGCUUGUGUUCUUGCCAUUAUUCCACUUAUACGCCCUUACCAGUGGGAAAGCUGGUUAAUGCCGGUUUUGCCUAAUGACAUGCUUGACUUUUUGGACGCACCCGUUCCUUAUAUUGUAGGUGUGAAGAACAAAAGCUCUGAAGUGCAGUCGAAGUUGACAAAUGCCAUUGUUGUCGAUGCAAAUAAGAAUCAGGUGAAGUCGCAUUCGAUACCACAACUACCCCAACACAAGGAACUAUACUCAUACCUAAGUCCAUACCAUGCCAAACUUGUGGGAGAGAGUUAUUUGGGAAGGAAAAGACCGGUUUAUGAGUGUACAGAUGUGCAGGUUGAAGCUGCAAGGGGCUUCCUGAGAAUCUUGCGCUCUUACUUGGACUCUCUCUGCUCUAAUCUUCGCUGUCACACAAUUACCAAUGUUCAGUCAAAUAAUGACAAGGAUCAACUUCUAGAUUUUCAAAAACUAGUUCUAUACGGGGCCGAGCAUUUGACUACCCAGGGAGCACUUUGACUAGGUGAAUCAUCGGUAAAUGCUCUGUAGAUUUUCUUUUGACCGAGGAAAAUUUAUCCAUGGGCCAUGGCUGAAAGGGGAAAAAAAAAGAGAAAAGAAGAUAAUGUAGUCUUAUUAAAAGGAUAUUUUAGUCUUAUACUCUUAUCUACCAAAUUCUCUCAUACUUUCUUCGUCCCAAAAAAUAAUACUCCCUCUGUCCCUAUUUAAUCACAACACUUUGAUUUGCACACACUUUUAGAAAGUAGGUAAAAAGUAAUUUUUUUCCAAGAAUACCCCCACCCACCCCUCCAAAAGAAAAAAGCAAAGGCAAAAAAUAAGGGAGAAAGGG
Messenger RNA from Cuscuta campestris, 3206 nucleotides. The record is from the annotation of a GenBank genome assembly. NCBI's taxonomy places the organism in Eukaryota, Viridiplantae, Streptophyta, Magnoliopsida, Solanales, Convolvulaceae.